This is a messenger RNA of Ostrinia furnacalis (Asian corn borer), 1514 nucleotides long. RefSeq lists its product as uncharacterized. Gene Ontology annotation, molecular function: zinc ion binding; nucleic acid binding. The transcript has 2 exons. The record is from RefSeq and is a predicted model, not a curated record. Lineage: Eukaryota; Metazoa; Arthropoda; Insecta; Lepidoptera; Crambidae. The coding region runs from base 202 to 1041 and encodes 279 amino acids.
GAAUCCAGUUGGCAUCUCUCUAUAUCUCUAUGGGAACUUGAGCUGUAUUGUUAUCGUUCGUUCACUCACUCACUCCGACGUGCGGCGGCGAUCGCCAGUAAUAAACGAGCUAACUCGCUAAACGGUCGUUUGAUUGCUAUUCCCUCUAACGCGUAUAUAACAUCUGGCGACGGGUACCCUCAAGUGCAAAAUAAAGUGAACAUGUCGAGCUUAAUUGGAAAUAUUAGCGUUUUUGACCACAAAAUUCACGAGUGGUCAAUAUUUUAUAGUCGGCUGUCUCAGUUCAUCAAGCUAAAUAAAAUAGUGGAGGACAAUAAGAGUGCGGUAUUGCUGACACAUCUUUCUGACGAGUCAUACCGUUUAGCGCGGGAUCUAGUACAUCCGAAAGAGCUUGAAAAAUUAUCUUAUCAAGAUCUAACGAAAGCGUUGGAAGAUCAUUUCACACCAAAGAGGUCAACUUUUGCCGAUAGGGCAAAUUUUUACGAAGCAUCGAGAUUCGAAAAUGAGAGUAUCGAGGACUGGGCGGCACGUCUCAGAGGGCUAGCCGUAUACUGCGAGUUUGGAUCGGCGCUGGAUACCUUAUUGCGGGAUCGCUUCGUAUUGGGCCUGGGUGCGGGUAUGGUUCGAGAUCGCCUGUUCGAGCAAGACUCAGCUUCGCUAACGCUAGCCAGGGCGCUGGAGAUAGCCCAGCAAGCCGAGUGUGCGAGGCGCGCGCGCAGCAGCGUCGGAGUGGAGCCGAGCAUCAAGGAGGAGCCUGUGUACCGCGUGAGCGAGCGUCGGGGCUGCCAAGGACGACGUGGAGCGGCUGCGAGCGACAGCGAUACGAGGUGCACGGUGUGUGGGCUGAAGAACCACGAUGCGUCAAAGUGUCGUUAUAAAAACUACAGGUGUCAAGUGUGUGGUGAAAAAGGGCAUUUAAAGAAAGUGUGUAAAGUGCAGCGGGAUGGAGUGAAUCGGUUAAACAACAUGAGCGUGGAACCGGAUGCGGAUGAACAUAAUUGUAAAGAAUGUAAAUUGUUUAAUGCGAGAGUUUCAAAAUAGAGAAGAAGGGAUUGAGCUGUAUUGUUAUCGUUCGUUCACUCACUCACUCCGACGUGCGGCGGCGAUCGCCAGUAAUAAACGAGCUAACUCGCUAAACGGUCGUUUGAUUGCUAUUCCCUCUAACGCGUAUAUAACAGAACUACCAGGCUUUACUAUUUAUAAGCUAAAUCAUUGUAAGAAAGAAUACGCAUAUGGUUUGCUUAUGCUAAUUUAAAAAAUACAUAAAAAUAAAAAUUAGCAUACUAGCGGUGCAUCAAACUAGCAAAGUCGCAUGCAUCCACGUGAGCAGCCUGGUAAUAUCGACACACGGCUUAGAGUCCCCGCAGACAUAGUUAGACUUUUAGUUGGCCGAUAGUUGAUAAUGUCAAUAAAAUAGUCGGCAGCAAUCCGCAUAAUCGCGACACGUUUCAAAAUGGAUCGUGAGCCUAGUGCGUUGCACGAUACGGGACUAUUCCCACCUCUCGUUCCCAUCA